ACUCACCUAACCCUCCCCCUCACCAAAAAGCAGUGAACAAAACACAAAUAAAUAAAUGUCCACAUAGCAUACAUAAAAGGAAGAAAAUAUAAUAUUUCAACUAGAUUUUAUUCAAAUAAUAUAUAAAUAAUUAAUUUUGUUUUAAAUCCACACACCGAGAAUUGAUAGGUUUUUGGCAAUGACCUACAUUACAAACGCCUCGUUUUUCAGCGAUUCACUGUUUGUUUUGUUUGUUGUUGUUUUUUGUUGUUGCUGUAUUUUGUCAUAUACUAGAUCCGUUAUGCAGUCCAGACAUUCUUUGUGCAAUGCUUCAUCGUCUGAAAAAAUAUGACCACUUUUCGUACAGAGGUGGACAAGUAAUUUUAUACGACCAGUGGCUUCUAAUCGCACUACUGAAUAGCUGUUUAAAGCGAGACUCUAGGGUGUAUAGUGACGACGCGACCCCUAGGGGGGAGAUAAUUUCUGGGUGUUCGCCAUUACCCACCCACCACCCCACCUGGGGGGGGGGGGGACUGAUCGAAACUUAUGGAACCUUGUUGGAGUACCGAAUCGCGUACACCGGGUCACGGGCGACCGUGACCUUGGUGUACGGCGACUGAGUACAGAAGAAGGGACAAUGGAGAAAGAGGAGACGUGCGUCAGGGGCGACGCAGGGGUGGGGGAGGGGAGGGGGCAACACCGGUGGCUAAACUGCCGGCAGCGGCUCCUUCUGUUUUGUCGCCCAACGCCGCCCACCCGAGGAAGAAGACUGGAUCGGAAGAGACGCCAGCCUCGGAUGCUCCAGCUUCACCCACAAUGGACCAGGACGACUUGAAAGCCAUCUGUGACCCGCCGUACCAGCGACCAACUCCACCGGCACCUACUUCAGGGUUUCCGUCUGUGUCGCCGAUUUUACAGGCGACACCCGUUCAGACGCAGGCCCGGAAGACAGCUGUUGUGAAGCGGAAGGCAACCACUCCCCCGAGUGGCCACCAAGCCAAACCAAGCCAACCGUCACAGCCGCCGAAAUCAGACAUUGAACACGUUGAGCAGUGGUCACUGCAGGCCGGCCGUCUCCAACAGCGCUACGCUCAACUUGUCAAGCUGAACUUAGAGGACGUCCGCAAACUCAUCAGCAUGCCCAAGCACGAGGCCUACCAGCACUUACCAACGAGCCGUGCUGAGGGGGAUUUUGCUUUUCACCGCGUCAAGCUGCAGGAGGGACGAAACGCAGUGUGCGUCACCAUCCGCCGGACCGGAUUUUAUCACCAAGGCCUACUACUUCAAGAGAUGCACAACCCGACUUUACACCGCGUCUUGAAGACCAUCUCGGGGAAAGACUACCGUCCCAUCGUCACAACUUUAGCGGCCUCCACGUACCCGCAACUUGACGUCACAGACUUCAUCGGCACACCUUAGGCGGCGCCCACCUACCAAACUCCUUCACCUCCUGGCCUGCACGUGAUUCCUGAUUGGCAGGUGUAUAUUGCAGGGUAUCGACCAG
This is a messenger RNA of Gigantopelta aegis, 1483 nucleotides long. RefSeq lists its product as uncharacterized. NCBI's taxonomy places the organism in Eukaryota, Metazoa, Mollusca, Gastropoda, Neomphalida, Peltospiridae. The transcript is spliced from 2 exons. The record is from RefSeq and is a predicted model, not a curated record. The coding region runs from base 796 to 1398 and encodes 200 amino acids.